Colletotrichum navitas is the source of this 483-nucleotide messenger RNA. RefSeq lists its product as uncharacterized. The transcript is spliced from 4 exons. Bases 1 to 483 code for a protein of 160 amino acids. The record is from RefSeq and is a predicted model, not a curated record. Lineage: Eukaryota; Fungi; Ascomycota; Sordariomycetes; Glomerellales; Glomerellaceae.
AUGUGCAGCGACAUCGUGAUGAAGGGCAGGGGGGACGACACGUGGAUCUCCAACCAGUGGAUCUGCGACAACGUUGUAAUUGAAGGGGUCCCCAGGCACAUCCUCGGCAAGCCCCCGAGGACUGUGCACCUCCCCGAGAUUUACUUUGGCCUUGUGUUUGAGACGCUGUUGAGCAAGUACCCCAAGCUGAUGGAGGGCGUGUCGGAGACCGUCGGGUACUACUGGAUCAAUGCGUCGUGGGGUGUGACGUCGACUGUGGGCUUGUACAAGUGCAAGGUUGUAGGCAACAGCGUCGUCAAGGACGGCGACGCGGAACAGUUCAGCACCUCUAUUGGCUUUGAGUUGACUGGCGAGCUCAUGUUGGUGUCCGAAAUCUUCUCCACGACGGAGAACAAGAAGAGCCAGGGCAUGAUUAUCUUUAACAACGACCAGGACGACAUUGAGGACGCUUAUGAGGAUCCUGAGGAGGAGGGCCUGCUCUAG